Molecule: messenger RNA, 2949 nt
Organism: Salvia hispanica
Lineage: Eukaryota; Viridiplantae; Streptophyta; Magnoliopsida; Lamiales; Lamiaceae
Product: arginine decarboxylase-like
Biological process (GO): L-arginine catabolic process; spermidine biosynthetic process
Molecular function (GO): arginine decarboxylase activity
Source: RefSeq, a predicted model, not a curated record
CACUCUUCAUCCGCAGCAUUCACGUUCUAUCUACACAAUCACUCAAACCCUAGCCCCCCUUUCUCUCUCUCAUCCGCAGCCGUUAGGUUUCCGUCAAUUCUCCCUCUCUCUCUCGCCUUCCUUUUCUCACCCCUCUCUCCAUCCAAUUCCUCCAAUUCUGCAUGGUGGGAUCCGCUUUCGAGAAUUAGAUUUGUUUGGUUUUCCGGUUCGGUGAAUUCGUUUCCGAGCUUGAUUUUCCCAAUUUCCGCUUCUUCUGAGGGGUAGGCGUGGGGAUUCCGGUGCCGUGUAACCGUGCCUUCGGUCACCGUUUUGUGAUUCAGAUCCCUUUUUGCUUCUUUUGAGGGGGUAGCCGGGGCUCCGGCCUCGGCGGGUUUUAAAGCCCCUAUCUGUUACGACCUCAUUCAUUUCCGAUAUUUUCCCCACCGUAACCUAAUCAAAUUCGAUUCAAAAUAUUUUUUGAUUCUUUUUUUACCUUUUUCCAUUUCCCAAUCAAAUUUCUAGAGAUGCCUGCCCUCGCUUGCUGUGUUGACGCCUCCGUUUCCUCUCUUCCCUACGCAUUCGCCAGCUGGGAUAGCACUCUCCCCCAGAUUCCGCCUCCACCGACUGCCCCCUCCGCCGCCACGGCACCCUGGACGCCCGACCACUCGGCGCUGCUCUACCGUGUGGACGGAUGGGGCGCGCCCUACUUCACGGUCAAUUCUAAUGGCGACGUUUCUGUCCGUCCCCAUGGCGCCAGCACCCUGUCCCACCAGGAAAUCGAUCUUUUCAAGGUCGUUAAGAAGGCCUCCGAUCUGAAGAGUUCGGGAGGGCUCGGGCUUCAGCUGCCCCUCAUUGUCCGCUUCCCCGACAUACUCAAGGAUCGCCUUGAAUCUCUCCAAUCUGCUUUUGAUUUCGCGAUCCAGUCUCAAGGCUACGAGGCUCAUUACCAGGGCGUCUACCCUGUGAAAUGCAAUCAGGAUAAGUUUGUUGUCGAGGAUAUUGUCAAGUUUGGCUCCGGUUUCCGCUUCGGGCUCGAAGCUGGCUCCAAGCCGGAGCUUCUUCUGGCCAUGAGCUCCCUCUGUAACGGAAGCCCUGAGGCGCUGUUGGUGUGCAACGGAUUUAAGGAUGUCGAGUACAUAGCUCUGGCAUUGCUUGCGAGGAAGCUGCAUCUGAAUACUGUUAUUGUGCUUGAGCAAGAGGAAGAGCUUGAUAUUGUGAUCGAUGUGAGCAAGAAACUCGGUGUUCGGCCUGUGAUUGGGCUCCGGGCUAAGCUGAGGACUAAGCAUUCUGGUCAUUUUGGUUCUACAUCUGGUGAGAAAGGGAAAUUUGGUCUAACAACAACGCAGAUUCUCCGUGUUGUUAAGAAACUGGAGCAGAACGAAAUGCUUGAUUGUAUGCAGCUGCUGCAUUUCCAUAUUGGAUCCCAAAUCCCGUCCACGGCAUUGCUAGCUGAUGGUGUUGGUGAAGCUGCGCAGAUCUAUAGCGAAUUGGUUCGCCUUGGUGCCUGUAUGAGAGUGAUUGAUAUUGGCGGAGGGCUUGGAAUCGAUUAUGACGGCUCAAAGUCUCCCAAUUCUGAUGUUUCUGUCAGCUACACCCUUGAAGAGUAUGCUUCUGCCGUUGUUGGGGCGGUGAGGUUGGUGUGUGACCGCAAGGGCAUCAAGCAUCCGAUUAUUUGCAGUGAAAGCGGCCGUGCAAUUGUCUCCCACCACUCAAUUUUGGUGUUUGAAGCUGUUUCUGCAAGCUCUCACGAUUCUCCGCAGUUCCAGUCUCCUCUUGGGAUUGAGUAUUUUGAGGAGCAGUUGUCUGAUGAUGCUCGUGCUGAUUACCGAAAUUUGUGUGCAGCUGGUGUUCGUGGUGAAUAUGAGAAUUGUUUGCUUUAUGCAGAGCAGCUGAAACAGAGGUGUGUUGAGCAGUUCAAAGAAGGGUCUUUGAAUAUGGAACAGCUUGCUGAGGUUGAUGGCUUUUGUGAAUUGGUGUCGAAAGCUAUUGGUCUUUCUGAUGACCCUGUUCGGACAUACCAUAUGAAUCUGUCUGUUUUUACCUCAAUUCCUGAUUUUUGGGGCUUUGGCCAGUUGUUCCCUCUGAUUCCUAUCCACAGGCUGGAUGAGAAGCCUGUAGUUAGAGGGAUUCUGUCCGACCUGACCUGCGACAGUGAUGGGAAGAUUGACAAGUUCAUUGGUGGAGAAUCAAGCUUGCCUCUGCACAAAUUGGAUGCGAACGGCAGUGGGAAUGGUGAUCGGGCGGCUUAUUAUCUAGGGAUGUUCUUGGGUGGUGCUUAUGAAGAGGCGCUGGGUGGUGUUCACAACCUGUUUGGUGGCCCAAGUGUUGUACGCGUGUCGCAGAGCAACAGCCCCCACGGCUUUGCUGUGACGCGUGCUGUGCCAGGCCCGACUUGUGGAGAUGUGCUACGAGUGAUGCAGUAUGAGCCCGAGCUUAUGUUCCAGACUCUGAAGCAUCGGAUUGAGGAGUUUGCCGAUGAUGGUGGCAGCAGCAGCUUGGCGCUGGCUAAUGGCCUAGCUUGCUCUUUCAAUAACAUGCCUUACUUGGCCAGCGCCGCCUCUUGCAGCCUGACUGCUGCCGGGGCUGGCAAUGGCGGGUACUACUAUUGCAGUGAUGAGAGCUUUGCAUCGUCUGGCGAUGCUGUUGGUGCUGAGGACGAGCAGUGGUCUUAUUGCAUUGCUUGAGUUGCAUGUUUUUAGUUAAAUAAAUGUCAGUUUACAUCUCCCUGUUUGUUCUAGUUUGUGGUUGGGGUGGUGUUAUUAACUUCUUAGUUGGGAUCAGGUUGGUUCCUCUUUAUUACUAAGGUGUUCAUUUCUCUUUUUUGAAUUGGUGAUGAUGAACGAGGAUGUAUGAAGCAGGAAAUUUGAGUCUUUAGCAUGCUGUGUUGGGUAGUAGGGAGCUCAAAAUUCCCAGCUUGUUCUAUGUAAUUGUUGAUUUUCAUUGCUAUCUUAAUCGACUAUGUUUCAAGAA